UUUCAGAUAAAUUGCCGAAAAUGUCUGACUCCAACGUAGAUGCUCCUUCUGAUCCAACAAAAAAGCAAGAAUCUUUGCUCAAUCUUCCUCUGGAUACUGCCAAUCAGGUAUUGGAAAAGUUGGAUCCAUUGGAUCUGUUGGCGUCUCGUAAAGUAUGCCAAGGAUUGAAGACGGCCAUCGAUAGAAAUGGUAUAUCAUUUGACACAAUUACUUUUGACUUUAGCGAUGAUCAAAGUAUUCUGGAUUUUGACGAAAAUGAGAUCAAAUACGCGGAUGUUGAUAAUGAUACGACUGUGACUUACAAAGAUCAAGAAAAGCGAUUUGAAAAUGAGAACUUUCUCGAAAUAGCGGUCAAGGAUCUGAAGACAGUAUGGAAUAACGUAUCCAAAUUGCACAUUUAUAACUAUGCAGAGGACAGAACUGACAUUAUCACAUCCUUCAUUAACUCUUUGAAAUCUGAGAAAAGUGUUCAUGUGAAGCAAAUCUCCCUUUCCAACUUCUCAUUCAAUGAUGUUCUUAAUAUUCUACAAUGUCUUGAUGAUCAAUCCCUGGAAGCAAUUAAAUUGAGCAAUCCAAGCCAAAUUAAUCAACUCGCCCAGAUUACUCAUUUGAAUCAAUGGAAAACUGCAAAGAAUUUUGAACUUUGCAAUGGAAAACUGGACAACAGUGAACAAAUUGAGCAUCUCUUCCACUUUGAGGAAUUUGGUUGCGGAACUGAUGUUUUCUCAGUAUCAAAUGCAGUUAAAGUUAGAGAUGAUCUUAUGAAAAGGAGUUCAUUUCAAACAUGCCGCAUUUAUUUCAAUGUGUCACAGUCAAAUCCAGUCGAUAUUGCAAAAGUUUUCAAGCCGGACUAUGUUGGUGGCAAUGAAUAUUCGUUUGAAUAUUCGGAUGAUAUCCACAAAUUUGCUAUUGAUUGUUUCCGCGUUGGUGAAUCUCAUCGGUUUUCUGUAAGAAGAUGUUAAUUUGAUAUUUAGUUGAAGUGUAAGAAUAAGAGUACAUACUUGUUUUUUAAACCGUUUUUCCAACCCACCCAAUGAAAAAUUCUAUAAUUCAUCUAUUUAUUCUGUGCAAAUAAAUUAUUUCAAAUCAUCUA
Molecule: messenger RNA, 1093 nt
Organism: Caenorhabditis elegans
Lineage: Eukaryota; Metazoa; Nematoda; Chromadorea; Rhabditida; Rhabditidae
Gene: fbxa-64
Product: F-box domain-containing protein
Exons: 3
Coding region: 21-962 (313 amino acids)
Source: RefSeq, marked reviewed